Molecule: messenger RNA, 995 nt
Organism: Gordionus sp. m RMFG-2023
Lineage: Eukaryota; Metazoa; Nematomorpha; Gordioida; Chordodea; Parachordodidae
Product: protein lifeguard 4-like
Exons: 7
Coding region: 51-761 (236 amino acids)
Source: RefSeq, a predicted model, not a curated record
UUUGGAUAUCUUUUCUAUAAUUAGAGUAUACAACUAUUUAUCAUUCUAAAAUGAAAUCAACAUUAUAUUUAAAUGAAUUUAAUAAAGUCAAUGUGCACAGUGUUUCAAAAGCUAAUUUGGACAUCAGAUUAAGUUUUCUAAGAAAGGUUUAUGGGAUAUUAUCAUGCCAAUUAAUAUUGACCCUGCUAAUUGGAUUGUUCUUUUAUUUAAUUCCAAAUGGGGUUGAGUAUGUACUUAAUAAUCGCUGGCAUAUAGAUAUUGCCCUAAUCUCAUCCAUUGUAUUGAUGGGUUUACUUUAUUUCAAGAGGCAUCAAAGUCCUUUAAACUUUGUUCUAUUAUUUUCCUUUACUUUAUGUCAAGCAUACAUGUUAGGAACGACCAUGAUAUUUUAUAAAGCUUCAUUGUUAAUUAAAUCAUUAGUUCUCACUAUGGCAGCAUUUGUUGGACUGCAUAUUUAUGCUAUGCAAACUAAAAGAGAUUUUAGCAAAUGGGGUCAAAUGCUUAUAACAGGGAUGUGGGUAUUAUGUUUAGCUGGUAUCAUUCAAUAUUUUUAUCCAAUGUCUGGAUUUGAAUUUGGUCUAUCUAUCUUGGGAACUGCACUCUUUUGCUUGUACAUUGUAUAUGAUGUUCAGAUAUUGAUGACAAAACUCUCACCAGAAGAAUAUGUCAUAGCUUCUCUUACCCUUUAUUUGGAUACUAUCAAUUUAUUUUUGCAAAUCCUUAAACUUUUAAAAUCAUCUGAAAAACGUAAUAAGAAUUAAUUUUUAAAAUUAUCUGAAAAAUGAAACAAGAAUUAAUUAUUAAAAAAAAUAAUUAUAUUAUUAACCUUUUUUAAAAUAUAAUAUAAUGUUUUAUAUAAUGAUCUAUAUAUAUUUAAUAAUUCGAUUAAAUACAAUUUAAUUGCACUAAUUAUUCAAACCAUUUUAAAUUACUACAUUUUAAACAUUUGCAAACCAAUAUAAAUAUAGUAUCUAUAUAUAUUAUAUACAAUAAAU